Messenger RNA from Pungitius pungitius (ninespine stickleback), 3627 nucleotides. It is a transcript of the gene fbxw11a, whose product is annotated as F-box and WD repeat domain containing 11a. Bases 114 to 1790 code for a protein of 558 amino acids. Gene Ontology annotation, molecular function: protein dimerization activity. The transcript is spliced from 14 exons. Lineage: Eukaryota; Metazoa; Chordata; Actinopteri; Perciformes; Gasterosteidae. The record is from RefSeq and is a predicted model, not a curated record.
GCCCCACCAAAGCCGUGUGGUUGAGCGAAGUGAAUGACGUCUCUGCAUUUGCGGGCCGCCGACGCAGGGCUGGGUUUCCAUUUUCAGAGCGAGUUUCGGGGGGGAUCGUCAACAUGGAGCCGGAGAUGGAGGACAAACCGCUGGAAUUGAUGUGCUCUGUGCCUCGCUCUCUCUGGCUGGGCUGCUCCUCGGUGGCUGAGAGUUUGUGUGCACUCAGGUGCCUGCAGAGCAUCCCCUCCACCCGGGCUCACAACCAGAACAUGUCAGAGAACCUCGUGGACGAUCUGUCGCCAAAGAAGAACACGGUUAUCAAGCUUAUUAAUGGUCCUGUCAUCGGGUCCCGCAAGCGCCCAUCAGAGGGGAACUACGAGAAAGAGAAGGAACACUGCAUCACCCUGUUUGACCAGUGGUCGGAGGCCGACCAGGUGGAGUUUGUCGAGCGCCUGAUCUCCCGUAUGUGCCACUACCAGCACGGCCACAUCAACUCCUACCUCAAACCCAUGCUGCAGAGGGACUUUAUCACUGCGCUGCCAGCCCAAGGCUUGGAUCACAUAGCGGAGAACAUCCUCUCUUUCCUGGAUGCACGCUCGCUGUGCUCUGCAGAGCUGGUGUGUAAGGAGUGGCAGAGGGUCAUCUCUGAGGGUAUGUUGUGGAAGAAGCUCAUCGAACGCAUGGUCCGCACUGACCCGCUUUGGAAAGGCCUGUCCGAGAGACACCAGUGGGAGAAAUAUUUGUUCAAGAACCGCACGUCAGAAGUCCCACCCAACUCCUACUAUCACUCCCUUUAUCCCAAGAUCAUCCAAGACAUAGAGACUAUUGAGGCGAAUUGGCGGUGUGGCAGACACAACUUGCAGCGGAUUCAGUGUCGCUCAGAAAACAGUAAAGGGGUUUACUGUCUCCAGUACGACGAUGACAAGAUCAUCAGUGGCCUUAGGGACAAUUCCAUCAAGAUCUGGGAUAAGCAGUCUCUGGAGUGUCUCAAGAUACUGACCGGUCACACGGGAUCAGUGUUGUGUCUUCAGUAUGACGAGAGGGUCAUCGUCACCGGCUCCUCUGACUCUACUGUCAGGGUGUGGGAGGUGACAACGGGUGAGGUACUGAACACACUGAUCCACCACAACGAGGCAGUUCUUCACCUACGCUUCGCCAACGGAUUGAUGGUCACCUGCUCCAAGGACCGCUCGAUUGCUGUGUGGGACAUGGCCUCCCCUACUGACAUCAGCCUACGCCGGGUCCUUGUGGGACACCGGGCUGCUGUCAAUGUGGUCGACUUUGAUGACAAAUACAUUGUGUCCGCCUCAGGGGACCGUACCAUAAAGGUAUGGAGCACCAGCACCUGUGAGUUUGUGCGCACACUAAAUGGUCAUAAGAGAGGCAUCGCCUGUCUACAGUACAGAGAUCGUCUGGUGGUCAGCGGCUCAUCGGACAACACAAUCCGGUUAUGGGAUAUAGAGUGCGGGGCGUGUUUGCGAGUGCUGGAAGGUCACGAGGAGCUGGUGCGUUGCAUUCGCUUUGACAAUAAAAGGAUUGUCAGCGGUGCCUACGACGGCAAGAUCAAGGUGUGGGACCUGCAGGCAGCCCUGGACCCGAGAGCCCCAGCCAGCACGUUAUGCCUGCGCACUCUAGUGGAGCACUCUGGCCGCGUGUUUCGUCUCCAGUUUGAUGAGUUUCAGAUCAUCAGCAGUUCUCACGACGACACCAUCCUGAUCUGGGACUUCCUGAACGUCUCGACUAAUGGCCAGUCGGAGGGACGGUCUCCCUCCCGCACCUACACUUACAUUUCUAGAUAGCAGGUGGCACCAUCCACUGCACCCUUUCUCGGCGGAGCCCAGGGCUGAUUGUUGGCUGAUUGGUGCGUCCGUCAUGGAAAAGAGCCCCUCUCUUCUCCUUCCUCCUCGUCAUCCCUCUGUCCACCUCCCACACUGCCCCUGCCACAUCCACCUCCUUGCCCCUUCUGGCAGACCCUUGAGCUUGUGCCCAUUGCCUGCCAGUACUGUCACGUGCGCACACGCACACGCACACACACACACACACACCGGUCAACACAAGGAUUCCCUUCUACAGAACCAACUCAACUCUCCAAAGAAGUUCACCCUGUACUACUAAUUUAUGUUUUCUAAAGUACACUAAUGACAGUAUUAACGAGACCUUAUGUAAGUCACAACUUCCCCUUUUGUCCCCUUGAUUCAAACGUAAAGCAGUUUUUGCUCUAUAUAUAUAUAUACAAAUGUGUAUAAUAUAAUAUAUACAUAUAUAUUAUAUUACACACACACACACUCUCAUACAGUCGCACAGUUGGACAGAGGAUGACUGGAGCUGUGGUGCGGGAGACAGAGACUCUUUACUCGGCUCUAGGAAAGGAGGGAAGGAUGGGACACGGAGGCAGUGAAGGAGGGAGAAAUGUGUUGGAAUGACUUCCCUGCUCCCUCUCACUCCCUCCCACUCCUCCCUGUAUCUCUCUCUAAACCCCCCCCCCUCUCACCCCCCAAGCCCUAACCCCCAGAGAUGCACACUCGCUUGGAGUAUGGGGGCACACACACUCAAGUUUGUGUGAGUGUGUGUUUGUGUAUGUGGACUUGUGAAACGGCAGAAUGAGCAGAAGCGUCAGACAGACAGACAUGCAUGUGAGGUUGCCUUGGAUACAGCAUCCUGGUAGACCUUUGCUUUUUUUCUCUUUAACUCUUACUUUCUUACUGUUUUUUAUUACUGUUAUUUUCUCAUUUUAUUUGCGUAUUUUGGUUCUUAGUACAAAAAUCAUACUAAGCGUAGUCCUUUCUCUCUCCUCCCACUGCCUUUUCCUCAUUCUUUCUUCGAACUUUGACCUAUGUUCAUCUGUCCCUUUCACUCCAUCUUCCCUCCCCCAUCAUCUACGUGCUUGCUUUGGUUAUGAGAGAAGCUGGAACUCAAGAGCUCAAAUUUAGCUGUAAACGGAGUUGUCUUGUCAAAAAUUGUGUUGUAUAUUAAAAAUGAUUUUUUAAAGAAAAUGACCUUAUUGUGAAUAAAGUACUUGACAGUGGUGGAGUGUUGAGCCAACUAACAUGAAUGAGUUUGAUGUCUGUCCUUGUCUGUGUGCAUGUGGGCGUGGAUUUGUGCUAUGCUCUUAUAACGUGUAGAUAAAACCUGAUUAGGCCUUAAAUUUGUUACUUUUGUACUUCAAACACCCAAAAGUGACUCAAUGGUUAUGUGUCCCUCUGGCAAAGAAAGUCAUUGUAAUGUCUUCUUUUUCUCCUGAAUCUUCUCAAGAAAACGUUUCUCAUCUCAGUCAUGAAGGAGUCCUACUUUGUCAAAGUUUGUAUUGUUUUAUAAAAAAAAAAAGGCAUGGUGUAGUAUUUUGACAAAAACAAUAAGUCUGAGUACAGUGUGUCAAUGUGUAUAAUAUGUCUGGAACAGGCUGGAAAACAGUACGUCGCCAAAGGUUCUGGUAUAGUCGCGUCAUAAAAAGCUUUAUCAUGUUGAAUAAAGUCAUUUGUCGAACAAAUAUUAAAUAGUUCAACGCUCAAAGGUUAUGUCAAAGAAAAGCAUUAACGUUUGUUUAAAAAAGUCAGUGUCAUUCUUGACAGGGUCAAUUAAGUGCAGUUUGUCCUACAGCUUUAUACGUAUAAAAAUAAUUAAAUGGUAAUAUUGCUG